AUGACGUCCCGCGUUAAGUUUGAAGUUGCAGAAGAGGGUGUCAUCCCUGAGUGCCAUCCGGAAUGCACUGUGUGGAUGCUGCAACGCAUUCAGGCGGAGCUACAAUGCAAGGAUGAGGAGUUCACAAAUAAGCACAUUCGUCUUAUUAAUGACUUUCUCGUGGGUGAUGAGGAUCUACACGCGCUCUUUUGCUACUACAGUAGUGUGUUGGUGGAUGUGGUUUCUGAAGACGGGGAGCCGUCCUCUGAAUCCCGUAGCCAGCAGGAAAUGAUCGCGGAGUUGCGCAUUGUUGAUGGCCUUCCGGCUGUAUCACGGAGGGACACAAUGAAGGGAAUGUGCCUUGAUGUCGUGUGGUUUGCCCGCCUCGACCCAGAGAAGUUGAUCGUCCCUGAGAGCGUGGACACCUGUAUUGCGUGGGGUGUAUGUCGUGGUGGUAAUCUUCUUGAAGGUUUCCUUCGCCAGCUUCAGUACUCUAUCGCACCAACGCUUCUACAGAAUCGCUGGCCAGACAGUCUUGAGAAGGACGUUCGUUCAGCCCUCCAUCGUUUUAUGGCAGCUGUAACAGAAAAUGUGAAUCGUCUCAAGGGUCAGACAGUGUUGUAUGUCCCCAGUGAUCUCUUUAGCAAGGUGGACCUCGCCGAAGCGCACCAAAAUCGUGAACUUGUUCAGGGUUUUGAGGCGGUAGUGAUCCACUGGACGCGGCAAAUUAAAGAGGUUGUGGGAGAUAAAGACGCCGGUCUCACGGGAGAUGGUGCAGGACCGUUGCAAGAAAUCGCGUACUGGCGGUCGCGUGCGCGUGACUUGGGUAAUAUCCGCACGCAGCUGAACCGCUCGGACGUGGGAGGAAUUGUGCAGGUUUUGAAAAAUGCGAAAUCAUUUUACUAUCUUGAGCCAUUUUUGAACUUGCGUGCCGACGUGGAGAAAGGUACCGAUGAGGCCUUUGAUAGUCUGCGGUUCCUUAACACGCUGCUGGAGCCGUGUACCCGACUAUCACGUGCUGGCCCAAAGGAGAUACCGUCCCUUAUUCCCGAUGUUCUCAUUCACGCGCAGCUGAUUCUUCUGUACUCAAAGAGUUACAAGAAAGAUCGCUUUUUCCGCCUGUUACGGUUAAUCUCUAAUGAAAUCAUUUUCCGCUGCAGCCAGGAGAUUGAUGUGCCUGCCAUCCUCAACGGUGAUGUAGAGCGGAGUAUGGUAGCACUGAGACACAGCGUUGCGGCUGGUAAUGCAUGGAUCCAGGAGUGCCACAAGAUGCUCGCGGCCACACGCAAAAGGUUUAAGAUGGAACGUGGUGAGAAACUUGAUGUAGACGACUCUUUUCUUAAUGAAAUUGACGGGUUUGUGCGCCACCGCUGCCAAAACUUGUGCGAAAUUUGUAAGGCUCAGCUGCAGUUCGGUUUUAAGAGUGUAUUCCAAGAUAGCCAAAUAUCUACCGAUCGCACAGGGGGAUCGCGGCACACGCGUGGAGUUCGAAACGCGGCAGCAGUUGAGAAGCGGCAGAUUGCCGGUGGCGUGGCCGCCUAUGGUGCGCCGCUUGAGGUGAAGGAUCUGGUUAAAACGAAAGGAAAGGAAAAGGAUGUCUUUAGGGGCCAGCUGCCAAUUUUCAGUGGGAAUAAGGGUCCAGAGAUUGAGACGCAGCUGUUAGACAUCCAACGUGCAUUUAAAGCCAAGAUAGACACACUGCGGCGGUUAGACUACGAUAUUCUUGAUGUGAAGUCUACUCGUUGGGUUGAUGACUUCCGGGCAUUGAAGUCAGACAUUGAUAAUCUAUCUAUGAUGCUUCAGCAGAUCAUCACGGCGGCUUUUGAUAGCUUUACCACAACAGAGAUGGGCGCUGAAUACAUUGAGGCCUUUUUUCUCGUGGCGGAAACAGAGGAGCUUCAACUCCAGUUGGAUCGAAGUAAAGACCGAGUGUUUCGUAUGGUGCAUGAUAGGGCUAUGGUCGUACAGGGCAAGUUACAACGAUGUUUCAACAAGCCUCCACCAAUUUUCUACCUCCAUCCGCCCCUAGCUGGUCACGGUAUGUGGGCAGAGAACAAUGCCCACCUUCUUCAGAUGACUACGGAGACACUAAAUCACUGCUACUACUUGCGUGAAUCCCCCGAAUCCACGGAGACAAUACAACUUGUCGAUCGACUGGAUCGGUCUCUCCGCGACACGAUGCGGCAGAAGUUUUGCGAAUGGAGGGCAAACCUGCCGCAGAACCCUGGCGAGUAUCUUGAGCGAUUUCUCAUUUCUAAGCGCCCCAACCCGCGGAAACACUCCCUCGCCCUGUAUGAUGUAAAUUUCGCUUCGGAGCUUUUGUUACUCUUCGCUGAGGCGCGGUACUGGCACAGUCUUGGCGAGCUGUUGCCUGUCCACAUUAUGGACAUUGUGUCUAAGGAAGAACGCCUGCGAAUAUACCGUGAGAGUGUUGCACAGGCAGUUCGGGCCCGAAACAGCAUUGCCUUGUCGCUGACCCGUGAGGAAUGUCGACUUUUCUCAGUGCGGAUGAAUUUUUUGGAGAGCAAAUAUAUGCCCGGAAUGACGAGACUGCUGUGGAACUCACAGGGUAUUGUUGAGUACUUUGUUCGAGAGUGCCGCCAACACGUGGAGCGAGUUCAGCACAUCGUAAAUGAGUUUAAGCACGGAUCAGAGUACGUUGACCAUCACUGCAAGGCUAUUGCCGACACGAUUGUGGUCAUCUUUGAGAAAAAGAAGGUAUAUUCCAUCGAAUCCUUCGUAGAGAAGCAAGAGGCUCACCGUGCCGCCACGUUGGAGAAACUUCAGGCAAUUCAUCGGCGCCUCGUGGACAAGCUAUUCGAGUUGUUGAGCUACUUUCGUGACGACUAUGCCGAGGAUGAUGUCGUUCGCACGGAGUGGCACCGCCUCAUAUCGAAGGUGGAGCUAAAGGUGGAGGAAGCGUUGCGUACGAUGGUGAAGCGUACACUUCAGGUGGUAGAGCGUAUGUUACCUAUCGAACCAUCGGAAGACCGUUUGGAAGAAAAGGUUUUCAAACUGGACGUGGUUGUCACGGUUGCGGAUGACACCAGGCCCCACAUUGAGCCUGUGCCGUCCGUUCGCAAGUUGAGCCACGACGUGAAUGGUGUGUGCAAGGCCAUUAUCGGUAUUGUGAAGAGCAUUCCUCGCCUGGAGGAGUCACUGCAAGCUCGAGUUGCGCAAGACCAAACGGACGAUGCUGAUGCAGGCAAACGACAACCAUUUCAGUACAGCAGCUCCAACACGGAUUCUCUUGCUCUCCGUGGAUCGUACUUUGAGUACAUGACUAGCGAGCAGGAUGCGAUAUACAGUCUCCGCCAUGUGCGUGAGUCCUUUGAUGCUAUAGAAGAGAAAGUGCGGGAUAAGUUGACUCAGACUUGGCAGUUACACCAGUCGGACACCACGGACAGUUUGUGGACAACACAGAAGCAGGUCCGCCGUAUCAAGCAAGGUUGGAAGCUCGAAGAUUAUCGUAUUCACAUGGACCAUGUGGCCCAGCGUCGUGAAGGAAUCAACAAGCAGGAGACGUUCUCUGAUGUCCUUUUCCUCCAACUAGAUUUCACCAAGAUGAAGGAGAGCUUCCGCAAACAGUGCCAACUUGUUAUUACUCACUAUCAUAGCCUGUUGUAUGCGGAUGCCAAGUCCGAGGUCGAUGCUAUCUACAAGAACUUUGUUUUAACCAUUCAGGCACUGACAAAGGAACCACAGUCCCUGGAUGAACUUGGUGACCAAAUUAAGAGAUGCGCCGCCGCCACAGAGGCACUGCCAGAAAUUUCGGCCAAGUUUGGACCAAUUGCCGAUACCUUCGCCCUCAUUACCCACGAUAUGUACAACUUCGGCAGCGUUAGACCCGAGGAUGUUCGUCGCUGCGAGGGGCUUCAGGAAAAAUUUGAGGUGUACUCGGAACAGCUUGUGAAGGCUCAGCAGCAGCUGGCAAAGUACAAAGAACAGUUUCGGCACGAUGUGGAGACGGAUAUACGAGCUCUGUCGUCAAAUUCCUACGCACUUCGUCAGAAGGUCGCUGAGGAGGGACCGCGGUCACACACACUUUCCACUGAAGAUGCGUUCGCCAAACUCAGCUCGCUUGGGUUGCGUGCGAAAGAAUUACGUACCAUGGAGAGUAGGCUUCAACAAGGUAUUGAGAUCUUCAACCUAGAGAAACCUCAGUUGGAUGACUUGGUGGCUGCGGAGAAGGAGUUGGAGAUACUUCGCAAAAUAUGGAACCUGUGUGACGAGUGGCGGCGAGAAAAUUCAUUGUGGCGUACUAUGUAUUUUAUUAAGCUUAACAGUGAAAGUAUGUUGGAUGUCUGCGAACGUAUUCGUAAGGACACACUGAGGCUCCGGAAUGAACUCCAGAUGACAGAUGUAUGGGUGAAUCUUAAAGAAGAGGUGGAGCUCAUGAAACGGUUACUUCCCAUUGUGGAUGAUCUUAGGACCCCUGCCAUACGACCGCGUCACUGGGAGUUCCUCAAAGUACAGCUUGACGCCACGUUUAACAUUGACGAUGAGAGCUUCUGCUUGAAUGACCUUAUGGAGGCUCGUGUGGAGACGCAAGCAGAGUUCGUUGUUAACCUCGCUACGUCCGCGCGAGAGGAGAUGAAAAUUGAAACUGAUCUUGAAAGAAUCCGUACGUUCUGGGAGGAUUCUGAGUUGAUGAUAGAACCAUACCAAGGUUACCACAAAAUAUCCGGUGUAGACGACAUUAACAAUGCCUUAGCUGAACAUCUUGCACAGUUGAGUUCUAUGAAAAUGUCACGGUUUGUAGACAGUUUUCGUCCAAAGGUGAUUCAAUGGGAGCAGACGCUGUCAAUUGCAACAGAUACAAUAGAGGCUCUCCUCACGGUGCAGACGAAGUGGAUGUAUCUGGAGAACAUCUUUAUUGGCAGCGACGAUAUUAAGCGGAAGCUAGCGGCUGAGUCAAAGAAGUUUGAUGGCGUGCAUUCUCAGUGGCUGGCGAUUAUUACGCGAUUUAUUAACGAUCCGAACGUGGUUCGCGGCACACGGCGUGAUGGAUUGAUUGAUCAGUUGCAGAACAUGAAUAACAGUCUUGAAUUUAUCCAAAAGAGCUUGGAAGGCUUUCUUGAGGAUCGCCGUCGUGUGUUCCCCCGCUUUUACUUUCUUUCCAACGACGACCUCCUUGAAAUCCUUGGCCAUACGAAAGAUCCAUCCAAGGUCCAACCACACUUACGUAAGUGCUUCGAAGGUCUUUACCAACUGUCACUUAAGACUGUCCGCCAGCGCACUGUUGCGGACGCAAUGCUGUCGUCCGAUGGCGAAACUGUCGCUUUUACUCCCGCUGUACAGGUGGGAGGGUUGCCGGUUGAGUCCUGGCUCCGUCGUGUAGAGGUGAAGAUGCGUGAGAUGAUGCAAAAGCGAAUCAACGCCACGGUUGAUGACUUACAGAAGAGCGUUUUUGAGACUAAGAAAUCGAUUUCGCGUGACAGUCUGAAAGCCUGGGCUGAGCGUAACGAAGGCCAAAGCAUUAUCACAGCUUCUUGCAUCAACUGGACUUUGAUGACAGAAAGUGCCAUCACGGAGUAUGGCGAGCUUCACUCGGGUGGCUUAGGUUUACAACGUCGUAAGGCCUCCCCGCUGUACAAAGUGUAUAAGCGAUGGAAGGGGAUGAUUAAGAAAUACUGCCAGCUCGUCCGUCAGCCACAGAACCGCGUUCAGCGCAGCAAAUUGGUGGCGCUCAUUACAAUUGAGGUGCAUUCUCGGGACAUUUUGCGUCAGGUUCUUGCUGCGCGCGUCCACCAGGAUGAUGACUUUGAGUGGUCGAGGCAACUUCGUUUCUAUAGGGAGGAGGAUGAGUCAACUGAUCGUCCACAAGAGGGUCACAAAAUUUGUCUUGUUAGGCAAACUUCUGCAACGGUCCGCUAUGACUAUGAAUACCUGGGAAACAGUGGGCGUCUCGUCGUCACUGGCCUCACAGACCGGGCAUACAUGACACUGACAACCGCACUACAGUUGCACCGAGGAGGGCUUCCGCAGGGUCCUGCAGGAACAGGCAAGACGGAAACUGUGAAGGAUCUUGGCAAAGCUAUCGGCAAGUACGUCAUGGUGUUCAACUGCUCUGAUGGUCUAGAUUACAAAUCUGUUGGUCGGAUGCUCAGUGGUAUUGCGCAAACGGGUUCGUGGUCGUGCUUUGAUGAGUUUAACCGUAUUGAGGUGGAGGUGCUUUCUGUUGUGGCGCAGCAGAUUCUGUCAAUCCUCACAGCCGUUUCCGAGCGCAAAGAUCAUUUCCUCUUCGAAGGUUCAGACAUUCCACUCAACAUGAACUGCGGUCUUUUCGUCACAAUGAAUCCGGGUUAUGCGGGGCGGUCGGAACUCCCUGAUAACCUUAAGGCGCUACUUCGUCCCAUUUCCAUGAUGGUACCAGAUUUCGCACUUAUUUGCGAAAUUACUUUGUUGUCAGAAGGCUUUGAGGAGUCAGAAACUUUAUCGAAAAAGGUUUCGAUUUUGUAUGAGCUCAUGGAAAAGCAGCUCUCGAAGCAGGAUCACUACGAUUUCUCCCUCCGUAACAUCAAGGCGGUGUUGGUUCAGGCAGGUAACCUGAAGCGUGAGGGAUUCCCGGGGACGGAGUCUCAAUUGUGCCUCAAGGCAAUGAACGAUAUGAACCUUCCCAAAUUUGUAAAGGAUGACGUGCCGCUGUUUGUUGGAAUGCUGAAUGACCUUUUCCCUGGUGUUGAACCCGGUGAUAGUGGACUGGGUGCUCUCCAAGAAGCCGCUGAGAAAGAAUUGGAUGCAGAGGGACUUGAGGUUAACGCACAUAUAGUGGUAAAGACGCUGCAGUUGUGGGACACCCUUCGUACCCGCCAUGGUGUGAUGGUUGUUGGGCAAACGGGAUCGGGUAAGACGGUGACCUGGCGUAACCUUAGUGGUGCUCUACGGCUUCUGAAGGAGCAGAAUCUGGAACCUGGGCUGUACGAGCCUGUUAGGGUGUCAUUACUGAAUCCCAAGUCUGUCACCAUGGAUGAGCUAUACGGCAGUUACAACCAAGCUACACGUGAAUGGAAGGACGGAAUUCUUUCGGACCUCAUGCGGCAGAUUUGCCGUGACAUAACGGACACGGCAUAUAAGUGGAUGUUAUUCGAUGGUCCGGUUGAUACGUUGUGGAUAGAGUCCAUGAACACUGUUUUGGACGAUAACAAGAUGCUCACACUUAACUCGGGUGAACGUAUUACCCUUAACUCAACCGUCCGAAUGAUGUUUGAGGUUCAGGAUUUAUCGCAGGCCUCGCCCGCAACCGUUUCUCGUUGUGGUAUGGUUUACUUUAACGUUGAGGACCUCGGGUGGAUGCCGUUCUUUAAGACGUGGUUGAAGUCACGUUGGAAGUUUGAAAUCACGAUGGGCGCGCCGAGGCCCGACGAUACCAUCAGCGAACUGCAGGAGUAUGUGAAGAACACAGUUACGCGCGUUCUGGAGUACCGAGCCCAUGAGUGUGUUGAGUUGGUUCCAACUACCACCUUAAACGUCGUCCGGUCUUUCACGCGUAUGUUAGACGCGCUUGCGAGCGUGGAUGCUGAACCGUUUGUUCCUGAAGCCGCGCACUACGCUACUUCUCACGCAGGUGAAAACUAUCUUCCCCAGUUGCGGAUUCUUGCGACGUUCUGCCUCAUGUGGUCAGCCGGUGGUUCCCUCACGACAGAAUCCAGACAGAAGCUUGAUGCCUUCAUUCGUGAACUGGACUCCUCCUUCCCGUCCACAGAGACUAUUUUUGAGUACUUCCCCGACCUGGGUGGCCUGCAGUGGAAGAAUUGGAAUGAACACGUGGACCUUCAGAAAACGUAUAUGCCAGCCACCGGCACCCCAUACCACAAGUUAAUUGUCCCUACUGUGGAUACUGUGCGUUACGAGUAUAUUGUGAGUCAGCUUGUACGCAGCCAAGUACAGUUGGUGCUUGUUGGGACAACUGGUACUGGAAAGUCUCUCAUCGCAAGGCAGGUGCUGGCUAACCUUAGUAACGAUGUGUAUGUCACGACCCAGCUGAACUUCUCUGCACAGACGACAGCAGGUAACGUUCAAGACAUUAUUGAAGGACGCAUGGAACACAAAUCAAAGAAAGUUUGCUGUCCACCGGGUGGUCGCCGUAUGAUUUGCCUUGUAGAAGACUUGAACAUGCCGGCCAAGGAAAAGUUCGGUGCUCAGCCACCACUGGAGUUGUUACGUCAAUGGUUAGACAAUGGUUACUGGUACGACAGGAACACACGAGGAAGGCGAACCGUCAACGACCUCCAGCUGCUUUGCUGUAUGACGUAUGGCCGGCCAGACAUCACGCCGCGGCUAAUGAGUAAACUCAAUGUGUUCAACAUUACGUUUCCUUCAGAAUCCGUCAUCACGAAGAUUUUCACUUCGAUUCUUAUGUACCGCUUGGAGCCGUAUCCUGAGCUGCAUAAGCUCGUGAACUCUGUUGUGAAAGCAACUCUUCAGACCUAUCAGAAGGUGUCAGCGGAUUUGUUGCCAACUCCGAGUAAGUCGCAUUAUUUGUUCAACCUUCGUGAUCUCAGUAAAGUCUUCCAAGGCAUCUACGGUUGCCACAUGGAAUACCUUCAAUGUAAGGAGCAUAUGGUGGCAUUGUGGGCCCACGAAUGUUUCCGUGUGUUCUCCGAUAGAAUGAAUGAUCCAAAUGACAAGGCGUGGUUCAAGAACCUCAUUUGCGAGAAGUUGGCAGAUAUCUUUCAAACUAAGUGGAACAACAUCAUUCGUGCACGUUCGCGCGACUCCCGCAACCAGGCAGUGGACGAGAAGGAGAACCCUCUGUUUGUUGACUUCUGGGAUGGCGAGUAUGACGAGAUGGCAAAGUACCGCCUUGUCCCCUCAUUAGAAGCCCUCCGCGACAAGGUGGAGGAAUACCUCGAUGCCUAUAAUAGUGAGCCCGGUGCGCGGCAGAUGAAUCUCGUCUUUUUCACGGACGCCCUUGAACAUCUUUGCCGCAUCCACCGUAUCGUACGUCAGCCACGAGGUAAUGCGCUUCUAGUGGGGCUCGGCGGUAGCGGCAGAUAUUCGCUUACGCGACUCGCCACGUACCUCGCGGGGUACUCGAUAUUCUCCAUUGAGACUCACAAGAAGUAUGACUUGGAUCGCUUCCACGAGGACCUUCGCUCGCUUUACAAGGGAUGUGGGCUGAAGGGUCAGCAGAGGGUCUUUUACUUCUCCGACAAUCAGAUCAUGCAACCGGCAUUCUUGGAGGACCUCAACAACAUGCUCUCGACGGGUGAAGUGCCAAAUCUGUUUCCUAAGGACGAGUUGCAGAAUAUUCGUGACACAGUAUGCAAGCAGGCGAUCGCGAGCGGGUACCGUGACACACCAGACGAGAUGUACAACUUCUUCAUCGACCGAGCGCGGACGAACCUUCAUCUCGUGGUAGCUAUGUCCCCCGCUCACAAACUGUUCCGCGCGCGCCUGCGCCAAUUCCCCGCGCUGGUGUCAUGCACGUCGAUCGACUGGUUUGUGGAAUGGCCCAGUGAAGCGCUUCGUGAGGUCGGCUUACGUUACCUUCAGGAAACGCGUGAAAAUAAGGAGGAUGACGAACACCUUGGCAUCAUUUCAGACUUCUUCGUUUAUAUGCACUACACAACCAGCACACUUUCGCGGGAGAUGUUGGAGCAGGUACACAGGUACAACUACGUAACGCCCUCUUCUUACCUUGACAUGGUGCGUGGGUUCCGCAGAAUGCUAACACAGAAGCGGGACGAAAUAAUUGAGCAACGUGAUAAGCUGGCGAAUGGUAUGGCAAAGCUCGAGGAAACCAAGCUGGCGGUGAGCAAAAUGACUGAGGAGCUCAAAGUGCAGGAUGCCAAAUUGCAGGAAAAAACGGAGGAGGUAAACCGUGCGACGGAGAGUAUCAAGGUACAGCAACAGAACGCGGAGGAACAGCAGAGUUUGCUCGCAUCAGAGAAGGUAAAGAUAGAACAAACGAAACGAUCUGCGUUGGCUGACCAGGCGGAGGCUCAGGCGGAUCUGGAUCGUGCUAUGCCCACACUAUUGGAGGCGCAGAAUGCCCUUGACAAACUUGAGAAGAACGAUAUUAACGAAAUAAAGUCGUACAAAACGCCCGCCGCGAUGAUUCGGACAGUGAUGUACGCCGUGCAGACGACACUGCGACGGAAGCUAGAGUGGGACGAGGCCAAAAAGUCGCUAAGUGAGCCUAAGUUCAUUGAUAUGCUGAAGCACUAUCACGAGAACAAUGAUAUGACGGACCAGCGCCUUCUGGAUAAAAUUGAAAAGUAUGUUAAACGUCCGGAUUUUACUCCCGCUGCAGCAAGUGCUGUGUCUAAGGCUGCUGGUGGUCUUUGCCAGUGGGUGAUAGCAAUUCAUAAGUAUGGUAACAUUUAUAAGGAGGUGCAUCCCAAGAUUGUCAAAAACGAAAAUGCGCAGCAGAAAGUCCGGGCCCAGGAGGAGAUGCUUCGGCAGAAGGAAGAAAAGUUACAAAGGAUUAUGAGUGAAGUCAAACAACUAGAGCUUGCUCUGCAGCAAAAUGUAGAUGAGAAGAUGCGCCUGAUGCAGGAGGCGAAGGAGACGCAGAUGAAGCUCGACCGAGCACGUAUUAUUGUUGAUGGUUUGGAAGGUGAACAGGACCGGUGGAUUGAGUCAAUUGCCCGUUACGAGGCUGCUCUCGGCACGCUCGUUGGGGAUGCCCUGCUUGUUUGUGGUUUCUUGUGCUACGCUGGUGCUUUUACUGCGGACUAUCGGCAAAAACUGUGGUUAAAUUGGAUUAAGGAGAUUAAGCGGCUGCAAAUUGCAAUAUCGAAAAAUUUCGACUUCGUGGAAUUUCUUGCCGAUCCAACUGAAGUGCGUGACUGGCAGCAGGCUGGUCUUCCUGGCGACGACUUCAGCAAGGAGAACGGUGCGGUGGUGAUGCGAGGAACCCGGUGGCCUCUUAUGAUUGAUCCACAGUUGCAGGCGAUUAAGUGGAUCAAGCGAAUGGAAAAAGAUAAGGGUCUCAAGGUUAUUGAUCAGAAGCAGCCGGACUUUCACAAGACGGUGGAGUACGCCGUCCAAUUCGGUUGCCCAUUACUUCUGCAGGAUAUUCUUGAGGAAAUCGAUCCUCUGCUUGACUCAGUGCUUUCCAAGGCGAUCGUGCGCAAGGGGGCGAAGCCUAUUUUGAAGAUUGGUGACAACUACGUGGAAUACAACGACAACUUCAAGCUUUACAUAACGACACGCCUGCCGAACCCUCACUAUACGCCCGAGAUAUGCAGCAAGGUCUGCUUGCUCAACUUUGCUGUACGAGAAACUGGCUUGGAGGAGCAGCUGCUUAAGAUUGUGGUAGAGAAGGAGAAGCCUGAACUGGAGCAAGACAACGAGCAGUUGAUUCUCGACACCGCCGAAGCGAGGAAGGAGACAAAACGUCUGGAGGAUGAAAUCCUCAACCUGCUCUCUACUUCACAGGUGUCGUUGUUGGAAAAUAAGAAGCUAGUGGAUACUUUGCAGUCGGCGCGUGUUAUUGCAGCGAACAUUAAACAACAGUUAAAGGAGGCGGAAAUUACCGCGGAGAAGAUCCACAGUGCCCGCGAGCAGUACCGUGAAUGUGCCCGCCGCGCCUCUAUUCUGUUCUUUGCGCUUGCUGAUCUGGGGUCUAUCGAUGCCAUGUACCAGUUCGCUCUUGAUUCGUAUAUCGUUUUGUUCCAGGGCAGCAUUCAACGGUCCGCGCAAAAAAUCGCCACCCACACCCUAGAAGAGCGUGUGCGAACGCUCAAUGAUUGGCACACCAGCGCCGUCUACGCGAACACAUGCCGAGGGUUGUUUGAGAAACACAAGCUGCUCUUCACGUUUCACAUGACGAUCCGUAUCUUGCAGGCUGAAGGUCUGGUGAAUAUUGAAGAAUAUGUCUUCUUGAUGCGCGGUGGUCAAGUUCUGGACAAGCAAGGACGUUUGCCGAACCCUGCACCUUCGUGGCUUUCUGAGCGAGCGUGGAGCCACAUCCUUGAGUUGGACAAGUUGACAAACUUCCACGGCGUUGCCGCGUCGUUUGAGCAAGCACAGGAGUCGUGGAAGCACUGGUUCUUGCAAGAGAACCCUGAAGACGCUGAGCUUCCAGAUGACUGGCAGACACGUACGGCAGACAAUUACAUCCAGCGCAUGAUAUUUGUGCGUUGCCUUCGUCCUGAUCGGGUUAUAUUUAUGGUGUACGAAUUCAUCGAGAAGCAACUCGGGCCUCAGUUCGUGGAUCCUCCACCGUUCAAUCUCAAGGACACCUUCGAGGAAAGUACCAAUGUUGUGCCACUGGUAUUUGUACUCUCCCCUGGUGUUGAUCCGACCACCCAACUGGCGGCACUCGCGCAGCGCGAAGGACGCCCACUGAAAACACUGGCGCUAGGGCAGGGUCAGGGUGAGAAUGCUAAGCGCGCUGUUCAGGAAUGUUCACAGGUAGGCGGCUGGGUGUUCUUGGCGAAUUGUCACUUAAUGGUGUCCUGGUUGGUAGAAUUAGAGAAGAUUAUUGAGGAUCUGGUGGAGCAACGGCCACAUAAAGAAUUUCGUCUGUGGCUCAGCUCGGUCCCCACAACACAGUUUCCUAUCGGUAUCUUGCAGCGAGCGAUCAAAAUGACUACAGAGCCUCCCACUGGAAUCAAGGCGAAUAUGUUGCGGCUGUAUAACCAGUUUUCCGAGGAGCAGUUCGCGGAGCACACGGGCUCUAAUCCACAGAUCUACUGCAGUCUUCUCUUCGCGCUCUGCUUCUUCCACUCUAUACUUCUGGAGAGGCGCAAGUUCGGUAACCUUGGGUACAACGUUGUAUACGAUUUCACCACUUCCGACUUCGAGGUGUCCGAGAACAUUAUUGCUCUGUACAUUGGCAACAUGGCAACUGACCGAGUAGAGGACAUACCAUUUGUUACUAUUCGCUACCUUAUAGCGGAAGCCUCAUACGGUGGUCGUGUGACAGAUGACUGGGACCGUCGUGUGAUCAACACAUACAUCUCUCAGUUCAUGUGCCCAGCAAUCCUGACGGAAGAGCGAUAUCCACUUUCGGCUGCCGAGGAGUACUACAUUCCCUCAGGGAUCAGCACACUUCAGGCCUAUAAGGACGAGUGCUCGUUGCUUCCCAUCACCGAUCCACCAGAGGCUUUUGGUCAGCAUACGAACGCGGAUAUUGCCAGCCGUGUGGCGGAGUCGACAAUGCUUCUUGACAAUCUCAUCAGUGUUAACAAAACUCUGGCUCGUGGUGGCGGCUCCUCUGGGGGCGCAUCCAAGGGUAUGUCAGAGGAAGCACGUUGUUUAGAAAUUCUCGCGUCACUGGAGGAACCAAGCAAGACAGCCAUACCUAAUCCCAUUGACUACGAUGCCGUCUACGAGUCUGUCAAGGAAGACACCAACAACGCGCUGAAUACCUGUCUGUUGCAGGAAAUUCAGAGGUACAACGUUCUACUUCGAAAGAUAAUCGUGCAGAAGAGGGAACUGCGCCGUGCUGUGAAGGGUGAAGUUUUGAUGACCGAUGAGCUAGAGGCGGUGUUUAAUGCCCUUCUGUUGAGUCGCGUACCGCCGCCGUGGACGAGUGCAUACCCCAGCAUGAAACCUCUUGCGAGUUGGGCUGUUGAUCUUGUGGAACGAAUAGAGCAGAUGAAACAAUGGGGCCAGCGCGUGCCAAACGUGUUCUGGCUCUCUGGCUUCACAUAUCCCACAGGUUUCUUGAAAGGCCUGCAGCAGCAGCAGGCGCGUCAUGACCGUAUAUCCAUCGACCAGUACACGUGGGAGUUUGUUGUGCUUCCAAGUGAAGAGCGAACGAUUGUCAACCGUGCCAAAAAAGGUGCGUACGUGCGCGGCAUAUUCCUUGAGGGUGCAGGCUGGAAUGAAGAAAUGAACACCCUUUGCGAACCGCGGCCACUAGAGCUUAUAGUGCCUAUGCCUAUUAUCCACUUCAAGCCGAAAAUACGGGACACUAAGCCGCGACCUCCUACUAUUUAUGAAUGCCCACUUUACAUGUACCCCUUGCGUACCGGUACGCGUGAACGACCCUCGUUUGUUGUUGCCGUUGAUCUCGAGUCUGGCGAAGCGGUACCUGAGCACUAUACAAAACGUGGUACAGCGCUGCUACUCUCUACAGAUGAGUAA
Molecule: messenger RNA, 14025 nt
Organism: Trypanosoma brucei brucei TREU927
Lineage: Eukaryota; Euglenozoa; Kinetoplastea; Trypanosomatida; Trypanosomatidae
Product: dynein heavy chain, putative
Exons: 1
Coding region: 1-14025 (4674 amino acids)
Biological process (GO): microtubule-based movement
Cellular component (GO): dynein complex
Molecular function (GO): dynein light intermediate chain binding; minus-end-directed microtubule motor activity; ATP hydrolysis activity
Source: RefSeq, a predicted model, not a curated record